AUGAGAUUUAUUGCCUUGAUCCCUUUGCUAAAGGCCGCUGGCGCGGUGCAGAUGGUCCAUCUGGGCUGGGAAGCAGCAAAUGUCCCAGCCAGUGGGCUCCAAGAUGUUACGUUUCCCAUGGCGAUGCCAAAGGCGCCACACGAAUCAGGCUACUAUUUUGAGCAGGCCGUUUCAUUCCAAAAUGUUCCCAGCGGGUACCCCAACACCGUCAUCUAUACCGGCCUACAGCCCAGACCGGAUCAAAACGGGCAAAGCAUCGUGCAUGCCACCUACUCGAGCUUCUUCCCCAACAGCACGACGACAGACGCAAACUGUCACCCCGGUGCUGACAACGGGCCUGGCGUGUCCUGCGCGAUUGAUGUGCAAGCGAGCUACGACGACACGUAUCAUUUGCAGAUCAACGUCACCAAACAAACUUACAACGGCACACUUGUCAACCAAAGAACCAAGCAGGCUUGGCACAUGGGGUCCUUCGACUUGCCAGACGGUGUCAGCGGAAUGCAAGGAGGGUACUGGGUAGGGUUUGUAGAGUACUACUACACCGGACUUGGCGACUGCUCCAAAUACCCCUAUACAGCUGCAACUUUUGGCACUCCGUUGACUUCAGCAGCCGGAGUGGAGAUGAGCUUAACUGCUCCCUGGAAGGAUGGCAGCUGCGGGAGCGACAUGCCGUGGAGCGUAACUUCAACCGUUCCCGGAACAUACGAAAUCACUGUUGGGGAGCAACAGAGCAAGUAG
This is a messenger RNA of Metarhizium acridum CQMa 102, 738 nucleotides long. RefSeq lists its product as uncharacterized. The record is from RefSeq and is a predicted model, not a curated record. Lineage: Eukaryota; Fungi; Ascomycota; Sordariomycetes; Hypocreales; Clavicipitaceae.